AGCCGAAGCUCUGAAUGGGCGAUGAGGCAAACGUCUGGAGGAAAGAAGAGUGCCAAGGGGAAGGGAAAGGCCAGGGCACAGGAAACUUCGAGCAAUACGGUGGCGCCGAGGAUCAUCGGUUGUCAAGAUACACGAUGGGGUGGCGAAAACAUGAUCCUUCUUACAUUCGAUCCACAAUCAAUCCCCCUCGGCCCACAUUCGAUGUUGGCUCACUUUCCUCAAGGUCGGCCUUCACUAACUACCAAAGCCCUGAUCGGAAUGACUCAGGCCGUGCAAAGUACUUUUGAGGUCACUGUUCCUAAAAUCUACGGAUACUAUGACAAUAUACCCAAUCCCGUCAAUGCUGAGGUUGUUCUUCUGCAGUUGAUUCCCGGCCCCGAUUUGGCAACGAUUUAUCGUCAGCUUUCUCCACUACAGCAAUCCCAGAUCCACACACACCUGGGUAACCUGUUUGUUUCCCUUUUCUGCUGCCGAUCUCGUGUCAUGUCUUCAGAAACACAACACAUCCCCGAUUCACCACCUAUGCCCCGCGGAAACCCACCAUACGAAUCAGUCCUCCUUGGUCGGCCAUUCGAGCAGGGUCCAUUACUGCACAUGCGUUCACAAGAGUCUGUUACUUCGACACAUGACUAUCUCCUCGCCCUCUCACAGCGUACGGAACGAGUGUUCGGACCUAAAGGAAUAAGCCCGCAUCCAACCCCAGUAUCACGCCUAAACGCCACAACUACCAAUGUCUCAUCUAAAUCCAGCUCACGACCUAAACCCCAGUCAAAACUAUCCGCAAAUUCUCACAACCACCAUUCUUCUACAAAUUCGUCCACUUCGUCUCUCCCACCAUGGGAAACCACAGAAACGCUCGGUUUCGACGGCAAGCCGCUCUCCGAGAUGGACAUCGUCUGCAUACGCGACACUUGGAAUAGGCUAGGCUCACUUAUAUCUUAUCACUCCGGUGGCUUCUACGUUCCCGGAACUCUCAGUCCAGAGGCUCGAUACACCGCCCACCAAGUUCUCCAGGGUAACGAAUUCGGCGUAAAACACCACGAUAUGCGUAUGGACCGAUUCAUAGUGAAAUUCAAACCCCUUACUCCCGCGUCUCCCGGAACAUGGCCUGCUCGUCCUCCUCUAACCGGAUCAGGAGCGCAACCUGGAUUCAGAGGGUUCGGCGAGUAUGCCGGGCGGGAAAUCGAGAGCGUCGUGCUCGCGACAGGGUGGGAACAUGCGUCUAGAGCCCCUCUUUGGAGUUGUGCAGAUAUGCCGCCUUGGUUGAAGCCGCAUGCGCAUCCCCAUGAAUAUUUUACGUGGGAGAAGAUGAAGGACAUCAGGCAGGCGAUAUACCAGGCCAUCACUUAUGCCUCGCAUUCUAUCGACACAAAUUUCUCCUCCGUGAAUCCUCCAUCUGUUCCACACACUAAUGGCGCGGUCGGUACCGAUGAGAAGAAGAAUAAGCCCGAAAAAGUGGAGAAACGUCCGGGAAGACGGGGUAGGGAAUGGGAGUGGAUCGUCGCGUAUGUGUAUGGAAAGACGGAGAGGUGGUUUGAAGGGUUGGUGGGUUCUAAUUGGGGAUAUAGGGAUACAGCGGAGGUGUUAUUGGUGCGGUUGAAGGCCCACUGGGAGAGAGAAAGGCCGGACGUUCCGUUCCCAUUGGAAGUAGGCGGACCGUAUACCAGCAACGUCAACCUCUCUCGACAUCUGACCGGUGGCGGUGGCGCUCAACCCUCUGUUGGGAGCCAGACCAGCGGCAGCCCGAGACACGUCCCAUCGCGGCCGGAAGACGCCAAAUACCCCGAAGUGCGGGAGAGAAAGAAUAGCGCGAUGGUAUCGAAGGAGAGAGACUUGGUGAGAAUCACAUCGCCCGGCACUCGAACCGCAAGUGUCAUGGGCGCCGUUGAGGGUAUAGGUCUAGGGCUAGAUCAAGGGCCGGAUGUCGUCGAAGUGCCAACCAGCUUUGCCACAAAGUAUCCCAAGGAGUUCCAACAAUUUGCCACCUGGGCUUUCUCGAAGGCGAUCGCAGAUGGGCACAUAAACGAGCAGGGCGAAUGGAUCGGCCAUCCGGACGAUGAACCUUCAAAUAUGACACAGCGGGAAGCGGAGCUGUUGGCGGAGGUCACGGAUAAGAUGCGCUUCAUUGGUUUGGGCGAGAAGGACGAGAGAACAGGGGCAACAGCCAGUCCAGAGGGGUUGAUUUCGGCAACGAAGAGCUUUGCGGAGGGGGUGAAGGUAGCGAUGAAUGCCUUCAAGGUGGGCAUGGGGACGAGUUCGGGCAUAGAUUCUGUGUCUUGGCCGGAGGUAAAGAGAGGCUUUGCGAGUGGACAUGAUGAUGUUGACUGA
This is a messenger RNA of Stereum hirsutum FP-91666 SS1, 2328 nucleotides long. RefSeq lists its product as uncharacterized. The record is from RefSeq and is a predicted model, not a curated record. Lineage: Eukaryota; Fungi; Basidiomycota; Agaricomycetes; Russulales; Stereaceae. The transcript has 4 exons. The coding region runs from base 22 to 2328 and encodes 768 amino acids.